AUGGCCACCGGCGACAAACCCCCGUCCCUCGACGCAGACGUUGACAUGGGCGACCUAGCUUCCCUCGACGCCUCGGCCGCCACAUCCGCCGCUGCGGCCGGCGCGCCUUCCACCCGCUUCCGUCCCAGGGCCAAGGGCAAACCCAGGCCGAAGCCCGAACCCCCCAAACCCGUACCGGUGGCCGUGCCCAAGCUGGAGCCGGAGCCGGUGCCGGUGCGGGAGCCCGAUGUCAACCCCGCGGUGCCGCAGGAGGACGCGAUGGAGGUGGACAGGGCGGUGGAGGUGGACGGGACGGGUGACGCUCCUGGACUUGGAGAGGGGGCGGAUGAGGAGGACUUCGUGGUGCGCGAGAUUGAUGUGUACUUCAACCCCAAGCCUUUGGACGACGACGCCAAGCUGUACAUUGUGCAAUAUCCCCUGAGGCCAUGUUGGCGCCCGUAUGAGUUAAAUGAGAUAUGUGAAGAGGUUCGUGUGAAGCCAUUGAGUUCAGAAGUUGAAAUUGAUUUGAGUGUCAAUACACAGAGUGAAAAUUAUGACCAAGAGGCACCUUUGAGACUGACAAAACAGACACUAUCAUCAUCCAAGGCAGCUGAUGUUACUGAUUACGCAGUUGGUGUUCUUAAAGGCAACUUGGUUCAUUUGAAUCAUAUUGAUGCAGUGGUGCAAAUGCGACCAUCAAUGUCACAUGUUAUUUCUGGCCGGGCACAUACUAGCCAGGCUUCACAACCCCGGGAAAUGAAUGGUGGUGCUAGUGGAUCAAUGGAUUCAUCUCGUAAGGGAAAUGAGCGCCCCGAAGACUCCAAGGACCAAGCAGAAGAUUCUGAGCCAUGGAUUUCUCUUGCCUACCAACCAGCAGGGAGCAAUAUUGCAACUAAGUACCAUGAUAAGAUGAUAUCAAAUGAGGGUGCGCCUAUUGAUUUCACAAUGAGCACCUCUGAUUAUGUAACGUCCUUAUGUCCUGGAGCCUCUACUAACAGCAAGCAUAUCAACAAAUGCCAAGCAAUAAGGGAAAUGCUUUUGCUACCGCUGGAAGAAUGCCUGAAAAAAUGGUUUACUGAGGUUUCAGAAGUAAAUGAAUUUGAUGCUCUGAAGCACCUUGCUCCAACCUAUUCAGAGGAAGAAAUUUUGAAAGUGCUUCCAGAGUAUGCAUAUUUGGUGCGUGGUUUAUGGGUCUGCAAAAGUUCUUUGUUGUUUGAUGAUGAAUAUGCUUCCAAAAGAGAUAGAGUUCUCCUUGAAUUUACAAAAAGGGAUUCCAUCCCUUUAAAUAUUAUAGACGCAUGGAUCAGAGUGGACGACCUCAAGAGGAAGAGGAUACUGUCUCCAUUGUGUAGAAGACGUGGAAUUUUAAAGGACUAUAAAUUUAUAUCGGCAGAUUUGUCCUUUCUAAAACGCUAUCCUCAUGUAGUCAAUGAACAAGAGUGUGCUUGGUCUGCUCGUGAGAUGACUAUCCGUGAGUCCCAAAAAAUGUGCACUACUGUGGCAAGGAAGACCAAGAAUUCAGCCAGACCUAACCUUACUUCUAAAGGGCCUCAUCCAAACAUGAGCAAGGGCAGGGAUGGCCCUUCUCAAGGAAGUGAUGACCUUGUGCUGUCUGUUUUGGGUACUGUUUUCACUGCCAACAAAGUUCGCAGCAUGCAGGCAAUUAUUAGAGACUUGCGCCAGUUGGCUGCAAAAUAUGCUUCCAAUAGAAAGGAUGGAUCCAAACUGCAAGCUCUGUCCAAUGCUGCAAAAUCUUGUGCGUCGCUCCCUCCUGAUGAGCUCAACAAAUCGAUUUGUCAAGUUGCUGUUCCUGUUCAUAGUGUAUUUGUUGCAAAGCAUGAGGAGAGGGGUGCUUUACGAAACAUAUUCAUUUUGCUCUUCAAACACAAAGAACCCAAUGCAACAUUGACCAAGCAGGAAAUUCUUGCUGCUGCUGCGAAGCAUAUAAAAAGAGAGAUUACUGACAGAGAGUACCAUCAGGUUGUGACUGAGAUCUGCGUUUCUACUGAACGCUUGCAAUUGAAAAAUGGUGAUGAGCCCUGA
Miscanthus lutarioriparius is the source of this 2022-nucleotide messenger RNA. The record is from the annotation of a GenBank genome assembly. NCBI's taxonomy places the organism in Eukaryota, Viridiplantae, Streptophyta, Magnoliopsida, Poales, Poaceae.